CCUCCAGCAGAGGCAGGAACCAGGUCUACCAGAACCAGCAACAGCCAGAGCAAAAACCGGGUCUACCAGAACCAGCAGCAGGCAGAGCAGGAACCAGGUCUAUCAGAACCAGGCCCAUCAGAACCUGCAGGACCAGCAGAGGGUAUUUGAACUCACCUGAAACAGGCAGCUCACUCAGAACACAGACCAGACUGGGACCAAGUGGAGAGUGCCGGGACCAUAUCCAGAGCCAUGACGUCCUCCUCGGUCCUCCUCAUCUUCUUGCUGCUCUGCUGCUUCCAGAUGAUGCUGGUUUCCAUGCCGACAUGCAAGUUGCCAGGAAAGGUGGUCCUGAACACCCACAACCUGCUUCAAGAACUGGGGGGGCCGUUUCCUGUCCACUGCCGGCAAUACAACAGCAGGAUCCUCUCUCCAGACUCCGCCCUCACUGCUUCAGCCAAACACCAUCAGUGUCGCUGGACGUCAUCGGUGGUGUACGAGUUUCUGAGGGGGGCGGGGCUAAUGUUCGCAGAGUACUAUUUACCUGAGGGAGAGGGCGGACUCAACUGGGACGAGCCGAAACUGGACCAUUACCUGAACCUGCAGGACCGCCUGGUGGACGACCAUCAGUGUGUGAACAACACAGAGGCUGCAGGUGUUUUAUCCUCGUACUUCAGCAGCGUGAAGUCUGUUGUUGAGCAGCAGGACAGCGCUGCCUGUGGUUGGCAUGCUCUGAGGAGUGAUCUGCUCAAGGUCCUAAAGUCCGCCCUCCAAAUACACCGCAACUGCUUUAACUGGACGAGAGCCCACUGAUGACACGUGACCACACCCACUGAUGUCACAUGACCACGCCCACCGACGACACAUGACCACGCCCAUUGAUACCAGACAUUUUCUUUU
Messenger RNA from Melanotaenia boesemani (Boeseman's rainbowfish), 879 nucleotides. It is a transcript of the gene ifnphi2, whose product is annotated as interferon phi 2. The record is from RefSeq and is a predicted model, not a curated record. Lineage: Eukaryota; Metazoa; Chordata; Actinopteri; Atheriniformes; Melanotaeniidae.